Molecule: messenger RNA, 1369 nt
Organism: Eufriesea mexicana
Lineage: Eukaryota; Metazoa; Arthropoda; Insecta; Hymenoptera; Apidae
Exons: 2
Coding region: 17-1369 (450 amino acids)
Source: RefSeq, a predicted model, not a curated record
UUGAUAUUUUUGUAGAAUGUCUAAAGAUACAAAAUUUUUUGUGAGACCAAAAGUCAGAUUUUGUCAAACUGAUGCCGGCAAAUCGACAACAAAAGAGUUAAAAAAUUCGAUUGAUCAAAAAACUGUUAAGCAACCGAACAAACCAAAAAUUAAAAGUAUUGUAACAUUAACUAAACCCGUGAAAUUAGUAAAAUUAAAUGAAAGAUCUGAUAAUUGUGAGAAUAAAAACACAGGGCUUGUUAAUAAUAUAUCAAGUCCAAACUUAUUAUGUGCUAAUACACUUCCUCCUUGCAUAAUUGAAACUUCUUCUGGGAAAGAAAAUCCUAUCAAAGUGGAGAAUCAAAUUCCAUUAAAUGAUGCUAAUAAUAUUCAGAAUAUUAAAGCAAAUUCUAAAGAAAUUGCUAUGCCCAAAACUUCUAUUAAACCUCUAAGCAAUGAUGUAAUAGCCUCUACAGAUUCUUCGAUCGAACAAGGUGAAAAUAUAAAAAAGAUACUUAAAUCUGAAAAUGGUUACAAAAGUAAUAGUCUAAAAAAAGAUUGUAUAAGAGGUAACAAAGAAAAAGAGAAUGGAGCAACAGUUGUUAAAAGGGAUAUUAAGACUUCAACUAUAAAAUCCUCAGAUUUAGACAUUUUAAAACAUAAAAAUAGACUUUGUUCUGUUAGCACUGCUACAAAAAAGUCAAAUGUUACAAAUAAAGUACCUCUCUCAAGUACAAUUAAAAAGAAUGUUAAUUCAAAAUCUGUUGUUAAUGUUAUGCCAUGUUAUAAAUAUAGUAAAAGUGUGCCCAAAAUUAAAGGCCCUUUUGUUAAAAAAACUAUGAUAAGGGAUAUAAUUGGUCCUAAGAUAAAGCCUUAUAUUGGCCCAGGAAAACCAUGCAAGCAGACAAAUAAUUUAAAAAUUCCAGAAAAUGAUGAAAACACCCAUUUGAAAUCAAUUAUUUCUGGAGAAAAAUUAGCAAGACCAGAAUAUAAUUCAAUUAUCUGUACAAUCAAUAAAUUAAAUGAAAUGAAGCAGCAAAAAGUUAUAACUGAUAUAGAACAUUUACCAGCUUCAUAUAAAAAUCUUAUAAAUGCAAAGGUUUCUACUGCUUUAGAUUUUCCCCUUGAUGAAAUAGUUUACAAGAAUUUGGUGGACUUAUCUAUAGAUGACAAUCAAUUACCAAGUAGAUUAAUUCGUAGUAAGGAUCCAGAACCACAACAAAAGGAUGUUAUACCAAAACUCUCUGAUUUUUUUACACCUAUAUCUACAGAUGAGUAUUGUACUCCUGUUUCUAUAAAACCACGAUCUGUAGAAACUACAGAUAAUUGGAGUGCUUUUAGAAUAAGUGAUCAAAUAUGUGAAUGGAAACAGAAUUUAGAUCUUGUAUAA